Molecule: messenger RNA, 1707 nt
Organism: Cladophialophora psammophila CBS 110553
Lineage: Eukaryota; Fungi; Ascomycota; Eurotiomycetes; Chaetothyriales; Herpotrichiellaceae
Exons: 3
Coding region: 1-1707 (568 amino acids)
Molecular function (GO): oxidoreductase activity
Source: RefSeq, a predicted model, not a curated record
AUGGGCGAAUACACCCCUCAUCCCGGAAAUGCUCUAAGGACAGAGUUAACAGAAUUUGCUCACCGCCGUAGCAAUGAGGGGCCCUAUGCGGAUAAUUUGGACGUGGAUGUUCUAAUCGUUGGAGCCGGUUUCGGAGGCACGUACCUUCUCUACGAACUGCGCAAGGCCGGCUAUCGGACCACUGUAUAUGAUGCAGGCACCUCCUUCGGGGGCACUUGGAGGUGGAACGUUUAUCCUGGCGCCCGAGUUGACAGCGAAGUUCCGAUAUACGAGCUUGCCAUCCCCGAGGUUUACGAGACCUGGCACUGGACAACUAACUAUCCAGACUGGAAGGAGCUACAAGCGUAUUUUGCCCACGUUGAUAAGGUCCUAAACCUCUCUAAGGACGUUGCUUUCCAAACCGUGGUAACCUCGGCAGAGUUCGACGUUGAUUCCGGCAAAUGGACAGUGAGAACUUCAGACGGACGCAACUGUAAAGCCCGGUUCUUCAUCGCGGCCUCUGGAAUGGCCGCCAAACGCUAUAUUCCUCAAUUCAAAGGCCUCGAAAAAUAUAAAGGUGUGAUCAAUCAUACUUCCUUCUGGCCUAAUGAAGACGUCGAUGUUCAAAACAAAAAUGUUGCGGUGAUCGGUACCGGCGCCUCGGGGGUUCAAGUUGCCCAAGAAUGGGGUCCGACUGUCAAGAGUAUGCACGUCUUUCAGAGGACACCAAAUCUUACUAUACCCAUGAGAAGACGAGACCUCACGAAGGAGGGACAAGAUCAGCUUAAAAGCAUCUAUUCAAUGGUGCACGAAUUUCGCGAUCGAUGCUUCGCAGGCUUUCAUUAUGAUUUCUGCGAGCGCAAUACCUUUGACGAUACUCCGGAAGAGCGCGAGGCAUUUUUUGAGAAUCUCUGGAAGAUAGGUGGUUUCCGCCUUUGGCUUGCCAACUACAAGGACUUCUUGUUUGACGACAAAGCAAAUCGCGAGACUUACAACUUUUGGCUCAAGAAGCAACGGGCGCGACUUACGGAUCCUGUCAAACAGGACCUCCUUUGCCCUCUUGAACCACCGCAUCCGUGGGGUGUAAAGCGACCUUGCUUAGAGCAGAACUACUACGAAGUUAUGGACCAAAAGAACGUCACAAUCGUCGACAUUAGCGACGAAUCUGGAAAUAAUAUUGCAGAGUUCACAGAGAAGGGAAUUAAGAUGACGAACGGUGACGAAUACGAAUUUGAGGUUGUCGCCCUUGCGACCGGCUUCGACGUCGCCACUGGCGGGCUAACUCAGAUGGGACUCAAGUCUAUCCGUGAUACAACUCUUGAUGACGAAUGGAAGACGGGCAUCAACUCAUUCCUCGGAGUCACCAUUGAAGGAUACCCUAAUUUCUUUUAUCUUUAUGCGGCGCAUGGUCCUACGCUUCUAUCUAAUGGUCCAUCAUGUGUGGAGGUCCAGGGUCGAUGGAUUCGCGAUGCGAUUAAUAUGAUUACCAGACAAGAUAUCAAGUACAUCAACCCGACUGACGAGGCAACUAAGCAGUGGAGGGAAAGAAUCGAUAGCCUCGCGAGCGCAACACUAUUUCCCAAAGCAAAGCGAAGCACUUACAUGGGAGGUAGUAUUCCUGGGAAAAAACGCGAAUUCGUCAGCUAUGCUGGCGGCUUGGGCAAUUACAGCGCAGAAAUUCGGGCCUGUUUGACAGGAUUCAAGGGGUUUGAGGUUGUGAAAGCCUAG